Trifolium pratense (red clover) is the source of this 1044-nucleotide messenger RNA. RefSeq names its product factor of DNA methylation 2-like. Bases 1 to 1044 code for a protein of 347 amino acids. The transcript is spliced from 4 exons. The record is from RefSeq and is a predicted model, not a curated record. Gene Ontology annotation, biological process: gene silencing by siRNA-directed DNA methylation. NCBI's taxonomy places the organism in Eukaryota, Viridiplantae, Streptophyta, Magnoliopsida, Fabales, Fabaceae.
AUGAGUUCCAAAAUUGAAUCUCUGGAAAAAUCCGUAGAACACCUUACUUCUGAAUUUACUGGAAUGAAGAGUACAGUUGAAGACAUGAAGCAACUUUUUACAAAGUGGAUGGAUCAGAAGCACCAAAAUGUUGAUGGAUCUGAGCAUCAAUGCAAAAGAAAAAGGAUUUCAUUAAGAAAUAAGCAGGAAUAUGUUUUAGAAUCAGAAGAGAGCGAUGAUGACGAAAUGGAAACUUCUGAAUCUGAAGUGCAACACCGCCCUCUCGGAUGGGUUGGGAAAGCUGAAAAAUCUUUCAAGGAAAAGCUGUAUGCUAAAACCACUGAGCUUAAAAAGCAAGCAACUCUGAAACAAAAGCUGGAAUUGGAGGUGCAGCAACUGAAAGUUUCAAUAAGCCUGUUGAAAGAGUUUGCAGAUGAAGAUGAGGAGCUUCCAGAGAAGUUAAAUGCUUUGCAGAUGGAAUUAAAGGAAAAAGAUGAGUUACUACAAGACUUAGAUGAAAUGAACCAAACACUAAUUGCUAUGCAACGUAAGAGUAACGACGAGCUGCAGGAUGCUCGAAAAGAAUUUAUUAAGGUCAUUAAAGAAAUUUCAUCCGACGACAAGCAAAUUGGUGUAAAGAGAAUGGGGGAGCUCGACACUAGACCAUUCUUCAAAGUUAUGAUGAAACGAUACAAUGCAGAUGAAGCUGAAGCUCAAAAUCGAGCUGCAAAACUAUGCUCUUCUUGGGAAGACAAUAUAAAGGACCCCAAUUGGCAUCCUUUCAAAAUUAUUUUUGUUGAUGGGCAGGAAAAGCUAGUGAUCGACGAGGACGAUAAAAAAUUGAAGGGGCUGAAAAAAAGCUUUGGUAAAGCGGCAUAUAAUGCUGUGGUGGUAGCUUUGAGAGAAAUAAAUGAAUAUAAUCCUAGUGGGGGAUACCCAACCUUGGAAUUAUGGAACUAUAAAGAGAAACGGAGAGCAACAUUGCAAGAAGGAAUACAGUUUCUCGCCAACAACCAAUCAAAUAAACGCAAGAGGGGAACAAAACCGGCCGGAAAGGGGAACUGA